CAAGCCUUUCCCGCGAACCGGGUGUCGCUGGGCUGCACCCCGAGCGGGGACGUCCGCCGGGCACGGGAGGGGGCCACGAUGCCGAUCAAUAAAUCAGAGAAGCCAGAAAGCUGCGAUAAUGUGAAGGUGGUUGUUAGGUGUCGGCCCCUCAAUGAGAGAGAGAAAUCCAUGUGCUACAGACAGGCCGUCAGCGUGGAUGAGAUGAGGGGGACCAUCACCGUGCAUAAGACCGACUCUUCCAAUGAGCCUCCAAAGACAUUUACUUUUGAUACUGUUUUUGGGCCAGAAAGUAAACAACUUGACGUUUAUAACUUAACUGCAAGACCUAUUAUUGAUUCUGUUCUUGAAGGCUACAAUGGGACUAUUUUUGCAUAUGGACAAACUGGAACAGGCAAAACUUUUACCAUGGAAGGUGUUCGAGCUGUUCCUGAACUUAGAGGAAUAAUUCCCAAUUCGUUUGCUCACAUAUUUGGUCAUAUUGCAAAAGCAGAGGGUGAUACGAGAUUUUUGGUUCGAGUGUCUUAUUUGGAAAUAUAUAACGAAGAAGUUCGUGACCUUUUGGGCAAGGAUCAGACACAGAGGUUAGAGGUAAGGACAAUGGAAAUUGGAAUACUUUCCAAAGCACAGAAUGUUUACUGUUCUGUUGGUGCAACUAACAUGAACGAACAUAGUUCCCGCUCUCAUGCCAUCUUUACCAUCACCAUAGAGUGCAGUGAAAAGGGUGUGGAUGGCAACAUGCACGUCAGGAUGGGGAAACUCCACCUUGUAGAUCUUGCUGGUUCAGAAAGACAAGCAAAAACCGGAGCUACUGGACAGCGCCUAAAGGAAGCUACAAAAAUCAAUCUUUCUCUUUCUACCCUUGGUAAUGUAAUUUCUGCCUUGGUUGAUGGAAAAAGCACUCACGUACCUUAUCGUAAUUCUAAAUUGACACGUCUUCUUCAGGACUCCUUAGGAGGAAAUUCAAAAACCAUGAUGUGUGCAAAUAUUGGGCCAGCAGAUUACAAUUAUGACGAAACUAUCAGUACGUUACGGUAUGCCAACCGUGCUAAGAAUAUUAAAAAUAAAGCUAGAAUUAAUGAAGAUCCAAAGGAUGCUCUGCUUCGUCAGUUUCAGAAAGAAAUAGAAGAACUGAAAAAGAAGCUUGAAGAAGGAGAAGAAAUAUCAGGCUCUGAUAUCAGUGGGUCAGAGGAAGAUGAUGAUGAAGAGGGUGAGAUUGGAGAAGAUGGAGAGAAAAGGAAAAAAAGAAGGGGUAAACAAGAACAUCAGUCUUUGCUAGAAAAAUUAUCUGCUCUGGAGAAGAAGGUAAUUGUUGGUGGUGUCGAUUUGUUGGCCAAAGCUGAAGAACAAGAGAAACUUCUUGAAGAAUCUAAUAUGGAACUGGAAGAAAGAAGGAAAAGAGCAGAGCAACUUCGCAGAGAACUUGAGGAAAAAGAACAAGAACGCUUAGAUAUUGAAGAAAAAUAUACCAGUUUGCAAGAGGAGGCACAGGGAAAGACCAAGAAAUUAAAGAAAGUUUGGACUAUGCUUAUGGCUGCCAAGUCAGAGAUGGCUGAUCUCCAACAAGAACAUCAGAGGGAAAUUGAAGGCCUUCUGGAGAACAUUCGGCAACUUAGCCGGGAGCUUCGACUUCAGAUGCUUAUUAUUGAUAACUUUAUACCUAAGGAUUAUCAGGAAAUGAUUGAAAACUAUGUCCAUUGGAAUGAAGACAUAGGAGAAUGGCAGCUAAAAUGUGUUGCAUAUACAGGAAAUAACAUGAGGAAACAAACCCCAGUACCUGAUAAAAAGGAGAAAGAUCCCUUUGAAGUGGACCUUUCCCACGUGUAUCUCGCUUAUACUGAGGAGAGUCUGCGCCAGUCUUUGAUGAAAUUAGAGAGGCCACGGACUUCCAAGGGGAAAGCAAGGCCAAAGACAGGGAGAAGGUAA
Molecule: messenger RNA, 1923 nt
Organism: Propithecus coquereli (Coquerel's sifaka)
Lineage: Eukaryota; Metazoa; Chordata; Mammalia; Primates; Indriidae
Gene: KIF3A
Product: kinesin family member 3A
Exons: 14
Coding region: 79-1923 (614 amino acids)
Biological process (GO): microtubule-based movement
Molecular function (GO): ATP binding; microtubule motor activity; microtubule binding
Source: RefSeq, a predicted model, not a curated record